This is a messenger RNA of Fusarium oxysporum Fo47, 1533 nucleotides long. RefSeq names its product cytochrome P450. NCBI's taxonomy places the organism in Eukaryota, Fungi, Ascomycota, Sordariomycetes, Hypocreales, Nectriaceae. The coding region runs from base 1 to 1533 and encodes 510 amino acids. The transcript is spliced from 5 exons. Gene Ontology annotation, molecular function: heme binding; monooxygenase activity; oxidoreductase activity, acting on paired donors, with incorporation or reduction of molecular oxygen. The record is from RefSeq and is a predicted model, not a curated record.
AUGUGGCCAUUGGAUCUGCCCUUGGUACGAGUGGUAAUUUUCGUCGCGUUUGCCUUCUGGCUGCACUUUAUCAUCAAGACUUUGCUCCGACCAUCCUUCUCAGAGUUGCGGCAUCUUCCAGGACCGAAAGGCCAUCAAUUCUUAGUUGGCCACGCCUUGCGCAUUCUCCGUGGGUCGGGACCAAAUGAACUCUAUCUCCAGUGGAUGCAGCGGUGGCCGAAGGCACCAUUCAUACGAUGUCUUUCCUGGCUCAACUCGGAGGUGCUCCUCGUCAACAAUAUAGAGACAUGUCGCGAGGUCCUCCAAACCAAUGCUUACCGCUUCGCGAAACCGGCGUUCUUUCAUACGCUUGUCGGAGAGUUUCUGGGCGUCGGUCUGCUGUUCAGCGUUGGUAACCAGCACAAGCGGUUGAGACGUAUCAUAACAGGGCCUCUAUCUCGCCCAAGCAUUCGGAAGCUAUUCCCAACGUUCAUGACAUACUCUCGCAAGUUGAAUAGUGAAAUUGAUGCUGCGAUCCAACAAAGCAGCAACGGCGUCUUGGAAAUCGAAGAUCUGUUUACAAGAGUGACACUUGAUAUCAUCGGUGUUUCGCUAGUUGGUAAGGAACUUCGAAACUUUCGCUCAAAAGUCUCGCCUUUAUCAUUUGAGCAAUGCUACAAUGGGAUAUUGGCACAGCCACUUGCUGGCCAAAUCAUAAGUUUCAUCAAUCCCUUCAUCCCACUCCGUUGGCUACCUGUAUCCGCAAAUCUGAACUUUAUCAAGGCCAAAUCUGCUCUGAAGGGCAUGAUGACAGAACUGAUUGAGCAGCGGACAUCCGAGGUUGCAAAAGCAAAGGAGUUGGGUACAGACAGUGGACUAUCGGAUGAUUUGUUGACGAGAAUGAUUGAAGCAAGUUCUGUUGAGAAUCAGAGGUUGUCUAAAGAUGAGUUGAUCGAUAUCACUAUGCAGGUCAUCGCAGCGGGGCAUGAGACUACAGCUAGUGCUCUUUUAUGGACAACAUAUGCCCUUUCCAAAGAUCAAAAGUCUCAAAAUCGAUUAAGGACUGAGAUAUACAGCAUGAAUGCCACCGACAUGACCGCCAAGUCGAUAGACGAACUUCCAUACCUCGACAACGUCAUUCGAGAAGCUCUUCGCGUGUACUCGCCUACUCUAAUCAUCCCAUGGGAAGCACUUGAGGAUAUCGACAUAGCAGGCGUCAGGAUCCCAAAAGGGACCACGGUUCAGCUCGUUCCAGCAAUGACGCAACUGAACCCUGAGAUCUGGGGUCCCGACGUGGAGACCUUCAACCCCGAUCGAUGGGACCGUCUUUCUGGCGAUGCUUUGAGCCCAUAUGCCAUGGAGACAUUCUCAAAUGGACCUCGAAUGUGUCCCGGAAAAGCUUUGGCUUUGCUGAAUAUGAAGAUCUUGUUGGUUGGGUUGAUCAGAGACUUUAAGAUCGAGAGUGCUGGAGAUGAGGAGAUGGAGUUCAGAAACCCGAGCUUGACCUUGAAAUCGAAGAUGACACUUCGAUUUAAGGUACAACGCGUGGGAUAA